GUGCAAUCAGUUUGGUUCUCUGGUUUUCAAAUUCUUUCUUUUGAGCGGUUUACUCAGGGGCCAGGCUUUUAUUUCAAGUCGGCGCUGAAGUCUGUGAGUUCGGAGGAGAUUCUUUUCUGUUUUGGGAGGUUAGGGGCCGGCAACAAGGUGAACUACCUGGCUUGUGUCCACGUGGGCCUCGGCAGUCUUGGGUCCGGACCUGGUGACCCAGAAAUAGAUUCUACCGCGUGCACAGAGUGCCUGAUUCUCGGGAAAUCCUGACUUCGUUUUGCUUGCUAGGGACCGUUAUUACCCCAGCGCUGUUUGCUCAUCUGUUCGGGCGAUCCCCGGAGGGUUGAAGAUGAAGUGCCUCCAGGAAAGAGCUGGGGCUGGAGCGCUCUGUGUGCCCUGUGGAAACCCCAGACUAUCUAGAGAGUGGUCUUGGAUUUGGCCAUUCCCCAGAGGAAGGUUACCAGGCUGAUGUGAUUAUGAAGACAGGUGCUCAUUUGACCCGGAUGUUCUGCAUUGCACACCUGUGCUGCUCCCCUGUCCCCUUCCUGUGGCACUCGAAAGCUCUUAUGGCAGAGGAAGUUAAAGCCUCCUUACCCCGCCAUCCUGUGAGUGUGCUGCCAGAAGAGAAUGGUGGACUCACUGGAGCUGGACUCACUGGGCUGCCUGAUGUGAGCGUUAGGAGCAGAGCUCAGAUCCUUUGUAGCCUAAGCUAACAGACCUUAAACUUGGUGUGUGGCCAAGAGUGAUUUCAUUAUUCCAUCCACUUGCUAUGAUGGCAAAUGCGUGCCGCACAUGGCCUUCAGGGAUGAUGCUAAGUAAUUUUGAUUUCAGCAUGGAUUCCUAGAUUAAAGCUGAAUUCAUUUAAUAACAGGAUUCUUCUUCUGGAGACUAUUACCAUGUCCUUGUACGAAGACAUGUUGCUUUGCAAUUAUCGAAAAUGUCGUCUCAAACUCUCUGGCUAUGCUUGGGUUACUGCCUGCUCUCACAUCUUCUGUGACGAGCACGGCAGUGGUGAGUUCAGUCGUUCACCAGCUCUCUGCCCUGCCUGCAACAGCACCCUUUCUGGAAAGCUAGACAUUGUCCGCACAGAGCUCAGUCCGUCAGAGGAGUAUAAAGCAAUGGUGCUGGCGGGGCUUCGGCCAGAGGUUGUGCUGGACAUCAGCUCCCGAGCAUUGGCCUUCUGGACAUACCAGGUGCACCAGGAACGUCUCUAUCAAGAAUAUAAUUUUAGCAAGGCUGAGGGCCAUCUGAAGCAGAUGGAAAAGAUAUAUACACAGCAAAUACAGAGCAAAGAUGUAGAAUUGACCUCUAUGAAAGGAGAGGUCACCUCCAUGAAGAAAGUUCUAGAAGAAUACAAGAAAAAGUUUAGUGAUAUCUCUGAAAAACUUAUGGAGCGCAAUCGCCAGUAUCAAAAGCUCCAAGGCCUUUAUGAUAGCCUUAGGCUACGAAAUAUCACUAUUGCUAGCCAAGAGGGUUCCCAGGAACAAGCUACGAUCACACAGUCCGGUGUCUUUGGCUUUCCAUUAGUGAACAGCUCAAAGUUUCCUCUGGACCGCACACCAGUUGAAAGCCGAGGUGGUGGAGACGAAGAUGUUCAAUUCAGACCAUUUUUUGUGGAUUCUCCUGCAGUCCUGGAACCCACUAACAGCUUCUUUAGUUUUGCUUCUCAGAACCAGGAAGCAGAGCAGCAGGUCUGCAGCAGGGCCUUUAAAGCCAAGAGAGUCUAGUCUAGCUCGGGUCACGUUCCAGUCAUCUCUGUUUGCAUACUGAGCUGGCGUGCUGUGGGUGUGUGCCUUCCGGUUUGGUUUCAUCCAUUUAUUCCGUGAACCUCAUCUCUAGUUUAUCACUGCUCACUCAGUCACAACCCUGCCUAUCAUAGAUCCCUAUCAGACCAAGCUUGUUUACGCUUCUGUGAGCGCCAGUGUUGUAUUUACAGAGUGCUUUGGAUUCUAGUACGCAUAUGUUAAGUGUGUGCAUUGAUUUUCUCUACCUGCCAGUAUAUUUAGGUAAAAUGAUGGUCUUGGAAAAUAGUGUCUUGCUCUUUGCUUGUGUUAUACACAGUCAUGUGUUUUCAUUGUAUUAGCUUGUUUUGGAGGUGUGUUUGUACCAGUGAAUGAAUGUGCAAUUUGAUACAUAUGUGUUCAGUUUCUAUUUAAAAAGAAUUUACCUUGAUAAAAGCUAUUUGCUGAUUUAAUUGGUAUUUGUUUUAAAAUAAAGCUGCU
Myodes glareolus (Bank vole) is the source of this 2213-nucleotide messenger RNA. Lineage: Eukaryota; Metazoa; Chordata; Mammalia; Rodentia; Cricetidae. The record is from RefSeq and is a predicted model, not a curated record.